GGUGGGCCAGUCCAAGCUCAUGCCCUGCGCCUCCCUGGAGGCUGCCAAGAAGGACUUUGAGAAGAAGUUUCGGGAGAAGACCAAGAACAGCUGGGCCUCAAAGGAAAACUUCGUUGCCCAGCCAGGGAAGUACACACUCAUCGAGGUGCAGCCAGGGGAUGGGCAGGAGCUGGAGGUUACCCUCAAGGUGGAUGAUGUGGAUGGGAAUAAGGUCUGCAAGCAGCGGGUGCUGCCCUGCACCUUGGACAAGGACACACAGGAGCUGGUGUCCCUCAUCUUCAGCAGUGACAUGUUCCGGGAUGCCAUGCAGACCAUGAAUAUCGAUGUGAAGAAGAUGCCGCUGGGGAAGCUGAGCAAGCAGCAGAUCGCGAGGGGCUUUGAGGCACUGGAGGAGCUGGAGGCAGCGCUGCAGGAGCAGCCCCCCGAUGCCUCUCGCCUGGAGGAGCUCUCCUCCCGCUUCUACACCAUCGUCCCCCACAACUUUCGGCGGAAACAGCCACCCCCCAUCAACUCCCUUGAUCUGCUCCGUGCCAAGAAGGACAUGCUGUUGGUGCUGGCCGACAUUGAGUUGGCACAGAGCCUGCAGGCACAGAAAGUGAAGGAGGAGGAGAAAGAAGUCCCGCAUCCGCUGGAUCAGGAUUAUGCCCUGCUCUGCUGCCAGCUUUCCCUGCUGGACUCAGCUUCCCGGGAAUAUCAGCUGAUCCAAAACUACGUGACACAGACUGGGCACAACCUCCACAUCCUCAACAUCUGGCAGGUGGCCCGAGCUGGUGAGGAUGAGCGCUUCAAAGCCCACGACCUCCUGGAGCACCGGCGCCUGCUUUGGCACGGCACCAACGUGGCGGUGGUGGCGGCCAUCCUGAAGAGCGGGCUGCGCAUCUUGCCACACUCAGGAGGGCGUGUGGGCAAGGGCAUCUACUUUGCCUCUGAGAACAGCAAAUCAGCCUGCUAUGUGGGUUGCACAUCCAAGAAUGUUGGCAUCAUGUUCCUGACGGAGGUGGCCCUGGGCAAGCCCUACCGCAUCACCAGUGAUGACCCCUCCCUGUGUCAGCCACCUGCUGGCUAUGACAGUGUCCUGGCCUGUGGCCAGACAGAGCCAGACCCUGCACAGGAUGAGGAGGUGCUGCUGGAUGGCAAGAAGGUGCUGGUGUGCCAAGGCAAGCCCAUCCCCAUACCUGCCUACAAGAACUCCUCCUUCAGCCAGAGCGAGUACCUCAUCUACCAGGAAAGCCAGUGCCGGAUCCGCUACCUAGUCCAGCUCCGCUUCUGAGGGUGCCCAGGAAUCCUGUGGCCCUGGCCCAGCACCAGCUGGUGAUGCCCACCAGCCCAGAGGAUAGUGAUCUGUACUCUGGCCACCUCACCUGGGGCUUGGCAAGGAACAGGCUGGUGUGGGGACAGAGGUUGCUUUGAGGUGAAUAAAAGCACCAU
Messenger RNA from Manacus vitellinus (golden-collared manakin), 1428 nucleotides. It is a transcript of the gene PARP3, whose product is annotated as poly(ADP-ribose) polymerase family member 3. NCBI's taxonomy places the organism in Eukaryota, Metazoa, Chordata, Aves, Passeriformes, Pipridae. The record is from RefSeq and is a predicted model, not a curated record. Gene Ontology annotation, molecular function: NAD+ poly-ADP-ribosyltransferase activity. The transcript is spliced from 9 exons. The coding region runs from base 20 to 1270 and encodes 416 amino acids. Gene Ontology annotation, cellular component: site of double-strand break.